Messenger RNA from Dentiscutata heterogama, 585 nucleotides. The record is from the annotation of a GenBank genome assembly. NCBI's taxonomy places the organism in Eukaryota, Fungi, Glomeromycota, Glomeromycetes, Diversisporales, Gigasporaceae.
AUGGAACCAGAAGGUAAAAGUUGGGAUGAUUCUAGACUUAAAGCUGCGAUUAAUGAAUACAAUAAAAGAAAAUAUAGUUCAGCUUUUUCUACUUUUAAAAGCCUAGCUAGCUAUGAUUAUUCGGAUUCUUUCGACAAAAGUGAAAUUAAAAUCUAUAGCCUGUCGACAUUUUAUUUAGCGCUUUGUUAUAUACAUGGUAAUGGUGUAAAACAAGAUAAACCUAAAGCCUUAAGCAUCACAGAUCAUUUAUACAAUAAAGGAAAGUAUAAUGAUGCUUGGAAUAUUUAUCGAGAACUAACUGAAGGUGAUGAAAUGAAAUUGACAGCAUUAGUUAAAAUGACAAAUUGCUAUCAAAUCAAUGAACAUGAUCCAAAAGAAGACAAUUUUUUUAAAGUUGCAUUAGAACUUUACAAUAAGAAAAAAUAUAAAGAAGCAUUUAAUAUUUUUUCAAAAUUUACUUCUAGUAGAAACAGUGAGAUUAGAUUUCUUGCCACAUGUUUUAAAGCAUUCUACCAUAUUUCUGGAUAUAAUAAUAUCAAAAGAAAUAAAAAUAAUGCUUUAAACAUUAUAUCAACGUUAAAUUAA